UAGGUUUGAAAUAACCUACAUUUUUAUUGGCUUUUCUCCAGGUAUAUUCAAUAUACCCGAGUAUAUUCCGUUUUGACAUACCACGAAUAAUGCAAAGCAACAGUCCAAUACAACUGACUAAGGUCUUGUCCAGUGCGACGAGUCUAGCGACUUCUGUGAUGGCUUCACUGAUUGGCCGCCAGGACACCUCCGCGAUCUCGUGCGGGUCUCACAUCGAGGCUUCAACGUCACUAUACUCUCUAAAAGAAGUGGCCGACCACUGUGACACAGAGUCCUGUUGGAUUGUCAUUCAUGACAAGGUGUAUGACGUCACUCAUUUCAUCCACGAGCAUCCCGGUGGCAUGGAGAUUUUGCUGGAGCACGCCGGAAGGGACGCGACCUUGGAUUUUGAGGAGAAAGGUCAUUCUCGUCAGGCUUACACAAUACUUCCGGGGUUCUGCAUUGGAGAACUCAUUCAGGCGGACAGACGAUACAAGUGUGUAGGUGACUGAAAAAGUGGAAGAAAAACGUGAAUCCAUUAGCCAUCCGCCUCUAACGACAUUUUCUACUUUGAUGUAGCUGGACUAGGCGUUCAACGACACUUCAACACGAAAAUGAAGGAAGAUCAGAAUUCCGCGGCUCACAAGUGGAUACUGCGUUAGAGAUAUUUAUCCAAUCAACAAAUGUGUUUUUUAAUGUUUAAUUUAUUCAUAUCAUCUAUAAAUAUAUGUUAUCGGUACGAUAUUUGGGUUAUGGAUUGAUAAGUUAUUGGUACUAUAUAGAAGUUAUGGAUUCUGGUAGCUACUCUUGUAGCAGAAAAGUAUUUGGCACAUUUGACUAUGUAGUGGAUCAGAGUACGUACAAAUGUACAAUUUGAUGAAGGUGACAGGGUUAGACUCGGAGUACAGACCUUCACUGUCCAUU
This is a messenger RNA of Pecten maximus, 903 nucleotides long. RefSeq names its product cytochrome b5-like. Gene Ontology annotation, molecular function: heme binding. Lineage: Eukaryota; Metazoa; Mollusca; Bivalvia; Pectinida; Pectinidae. The record is from RefSeq and is a predicted model, not a curated record. The coding region runs from base 90 to 491 and encodes 133 amino acids. The transcript is spliced from 4 exons. Gene Ontology annotation, cellular component: membrane; intracellular membrane-bounded organelle.